AUGGUGUCUCAAGAACUCUCCUCGCUACUUACCUGGGGCUCCGAGAAUGGCAUUACAUACCCUAGCGAAGUACAAUUCCUCAAAACACCAGAUAGAGGUAUUUCUGCCAUAGCUACAACUAAUUUAGCGCAAGCUGUAUUCCAGGUUCCAAAAGACGCUAUAAUCCACGGGAAGCUGGCCGAAGCAUACUUUGGUUGCGAAGUCAACUCCAACACGUUGUUGAAAUUACUACUCGCGAAAUUGAAGUUCGAUUCAAGUCCGACCGUUGUAGAUUCAGAAGACUUGAAAUCGAAAUUCGGGCCAUACAUUAGCGCUCUUCCCAAAGACGUUUCUUCGCCAUUGAUAUGGAACCCAAAAGAACUUGAUCAUCUGGGUAACACGAAUGUGAGGACUUCAAUUACAGCAAAACUGAAAUCGAUGUUCUUAGAAUGGGAAAACGCAGUGCUCCAGCUCGACGACUUGAAGUCAAAAGUGCAAGAAGAGAUUACUCAUGUCCGCGACGUUUUGGCACAGGGUGAAGAGCAAAUAUAUACGCAAAUCACUUCGAAGCCUUUUGAUAUCGAACGGCAGUUCUCGUGGUGGUCGUUCCCAGCCUUUUUGUGGUCGAGUUUGAUAUUCUUAUCGCGCGCCUUCCCAGAAAUAGUGGUUGAUGCUAAUGUUGAUCCGUCAAGAAUUGUACUGUUGCCCAUAAUUGACCUGCUUAAUCAUAACACCAAUUCCAGAGUGGAGUGGAGAAAAAGCGAGGGCUCUUUUUGCGUUGAGAUACUUGAGGCUGUUGAAAAGGACUGUGAAAUCUUCAAUAAUUACGGCGGCAAGGGUAAUGAGGAGCUUUUAUGUGGUUACGGAUUUGUUUUGGAAAACAACGUGUGCGAUACUGUUGCCUUGAAGAUUAAACUGCCGCCCACCGCGUUGCUCCAAGUUGCGGAUGAGAAGUCAAUCAGACUGCCGACCAUCGCGGACUACACCAGGUCGGCCUUUGAUCCUCUGACCGCGAAGCCAGACUCGUCGCAGGACGAACCAAUUACUUCAAAGUACAAAGAUGGCAUACUUUAUCUGCUGAGUGCUACUAGCAAUACGUGUCUGACUUGGUUGCUGGACUUGUUUGCGUUUUUGGAGAAAACUGACGGGGAAUGUCUUAUGAGCCUCAGACCUCGAAUGCAGGGCCUUCAAAGUCUCAGGGCAGCUCUCGAGGCCAAAUAUCGUACCUACAAAGCCGGAACUACAUAUUCAAACGAUGAAGACUACACCGUGAGUGAGUAUAGGGCACAUCUUGCUCGGGUCUACAAAUCUGGUCAAAUCAAAGUUGUGAAAAACUCCAUUAGUGAGCUCAAACGCAUAGAAAAAGAUUGGACGCUGAAACACAAGGACAACACGCUGAGUGUCAACAAGCUGAUGCGAAUGGAUUCGGGCUUCAUGGAAACAGAACUCCCCGAAUUUUUGCAAUUGGAUCAAGACUCGGAUAUCGCUUUGGACUCUUAUGACACCCUCAUGUGUUUGUGGAUUCUUUGCAAAUUAGAAAAUCAAAGUGCACCCGAGCCGUUGCAAUGGGCUGUGACGCAGUAUACCGAUUUUCUCAAAGCCCGUCAGGGCCAGUCUGUUCAAAUUUCUGAGAAUAUUCAAACACUGCAUCAAACAUUAUUUCCAAAAGACACACGGAAAACAAAGCUCAGAGAGCUCAAAACCGCAGUGGCAUUCAUCACAGCCAACUGCUACACUAGAUACUCGAAAGAUGAGCCAAUCCUGGUCAAAAUGGCCGAUUUGUAA
Messenger RNA from Lachancea meyersii CBS 8951, 1764 nucleotides. The record is from the annotation of a GenBank genome assembly. NCBI's taxonomy places the organism in Eukaryota, Fungi, Ascomycota, Saccharomycetes, Saccharomycetales, Saccharomycetaceae.